AUGCAUUCCUCCCUCAACCGCGCGCAGGCCGUCUUCGGCUUCUUCACCACCGUAGCCCUGGUGGUCGCCGGACUGGCCGCACUAUCAACCCUCCUUUUCCCCACAGACGCCACAACAGCUUCCGUACAGCUGAAGAACGUCCAAGUAGUCAAAGGCCGACCACACUACUACUCCACCAAACGCGAAGAAUACGCCCAAAUUCGCUUCGACCUAGACGCAGACCUCUCCCCCCUCUACAACUGGAACACAAAACAACUCUUCGUCUACGUGUACGCAAGCUACUCCUCCUCCGACAACCCCAGCACCGAGAACAGCAACCUCCGCCAAUCCGAAGCCGUAAUCUGGGACACUAUCAUCUCCGCACCACAAUCCCCAUACUCCUUCGACGCAUUGAAGGAAAAGGCUCUACUGAAUUUACCGGCUUCGAUUACCGGUGCCGCUGGGAAGAAAGCUAAGCGCAGCGCCAGCGCGGCGAAGAAGAAUCAGAACAAGAACAAGAACAAGAAGGCUGAAGAGGAGCAGGCAGGCGUUCUACGACUACGUGGUCAAAAGGCUAAGUAUCAGAUUAGUGAUAUUACGGGUCGUCUUGCGGGGCGUCAGAAUGUUACGCUUGCUGUUGGGUGGAAUGUUCAGCCUUGGGUUGGGGCGCUUUGGUGGGCUCCUGCUACUGGGGCGGUGCCGAGGACGGAGGGGAAUGUUGGGAGGAGUGAGGCUUUUGAGUUUCCUGCGCUGAAGGUUAAGAAGAGUGAGGCUGGGAAGGAGGGUAGUGCUAAGGCGGGUGCGGGUGCGGGUGCGGCGUGA
This is a messenger RNA of Penicillium cosmopolitanum, 801 nucleotides long. Its product is annotated as signal peptidase complex subunit SPC3. The record is from RefSeq and is a predicted model, not a curated record. The coding region runs from base 1 to 801 and encodes 266 amino acids. The transcript has 2 exons. Gene Ontology annotation, cellular component: signal peptidase complex; membrane. Lineage: Eukaryota; Fungi; Ascomycota; Eurotiomycetes; Eurotiales; Aspergillaceae. Gene Ontology annotation, biological process: protein targeting to ER.